Molecule: messenger RNA, 2535 nt
Organism: Marasmius oreades (fairy-ring Marasmius)
Lineage: Eukaryota; Fungi; Basidiomycota; Agaricomycetes; Agaricales; Marasmiaceae
Exons: 15
Coding region: 1-2535 (844 amino acids)
Biological process (GO): microtubule nucleation; cytoplasmic microtubule organization; spindle assembly
Cellular component (GO): spindle pole; equatorial microtubule organizing center; gamma-tubulin small complex
Molecular function (GO): microtubule minus-end binding; gamma-tubulin binding
Source: RefSeq, a predicted model, not a curated record
AUGUCCGACUUGUUACCUGCAUUAGAAUCGAUCGUUUAUUUACUAGUGCCAGCUUCUAGGAAUGAUAGCUCUCUGCGAAAUGAACUCGUAACAAUAUCGCAAGACAUACUUCAAAGUCGGAUUGGGCAGCGCCAUGAAGCCGAUAUCGGUCAUCUUUCGGACCUAAUCAAGCGACAAUUAAUCAAAACGACAGACUCAGAAUCUGCAUCCCUUCGUUUCACAAAUCUAUUGUCGCGAUUACUCGACCAGCCUGUUCUAUCGAGGAAACACGCCUGUGUCCAGUUCUUGCAAUCCGUUUCAUCUUCGCGCCAUUCAACAACUGGACCACCCUUUCUCCCAUCAUUAGCACCUCCUCCUCCCUCUAGAAAGGCAGCUUCACCAUCAAGUCCCAGCCCUCGAACUCCUUUACCCCAAGUGGGAAAAUCUAAAGCUGAAAGACUGAGGGAAUAUCGUCUCCAAUCGGUAGCGGGUACACCUCUUCCUGAAAACCUACUAUUACGAGAUACUUUAUAUCUCCUGCAGGGCAUAUCGGGAAGAUAUGUCCAAUUCUCACCGGAUCGGGACUUGGACGAUCAACAUACCUUAGAGUUCGUGGAGAGUGGGCGCUACUACAUCUCGGCUCCAACGAAAGCUCUUAUUCAUCGUCUGUCUGAAGUCGGUUAUUUGUACACACGGGUUGAUGUUUUUGUUCGGGAACGUGGAGUUGCCCAUGGGGUCGGAAUGAUUGAACAAAGCUUGUGUCACCAUCUGCAACUGAAGCUUACCGAAUACUAUCGGCUCAUCGCUAUUUUGGAGUCUCAAAUGCUCAAUCCAUCCUCCGAUGGGGAUAACAAGUUGAAGCAAGAGAGUGGCCUCACUUUGUGGCGGCUGGACGUCUGGAUUAAUGAGUGGCGACUGAGAAUGAGGAUGAUGAGUGUGUGUGUCGAAGGAGCCAAAGAAUCACACGGAGGCGCUUUAGUAAACCUGAUACACAGCUACACCGACAACGGCGAUCCCUUUAUUCGCACAUUCACCGACCAACUGCUGGAGGAGGUUUCAAAGCCGUUCUUUUCCACCCUUCAUAAAUGGCUCUUCUCAGGAGAGCUCUAUGAUCCUUUUUCAGAAUUUUUUGUUGCCGUGGAUUCUUCUCUGGCCCACGUCCAACACGUACAUCCCUCAUCGUUAGAUGGCGGAAUCAAUCAGCUUUACGAUGACAAAGACGAUCUUAAAUUUGACGAUAUGGAUGGGCCCAGGCAUAGGGAAGGCGGCUUACGGCUAUGGGAAGAGAAGUAUCGGCUUCAAAAAGAUAUGUUGCCCAUGUUUGUCGGAGAAACAUUUGGAAGAAAGAUCUUCUCUACCGGCAAGAGUUUGAACUUCAUACGCUAUAGUUGUCGCGACAGCGAUUGGGUGGUUACAAGAGAGAAAAUGAGCAACACUGGUGGUUUACUCAAGUACAGCGAUAUCUCGGGACUAGAGCGUUCAAUAGACGCUGCGUACUCGCUGGCAAGCCACCGGUUUUUCGACGUGUUUAUUGAAAAAUUCAAGCUCCUUGACCACCUGAAUGCUUUGAAACAUUACCUCUUGCUCGGUCAUGGUGAUUUUGCCGAUCAACUGAUGCUGGCGUUGGGGCCAAGCUUAUCGAAACCUGCAAACACGCUCUUCCGCCACAAUCUGACGGCUACUCUGGAGGCUGCUAUCAGGUCCUCAAACGCUCAAAAUGACCCUCCUGAUGUUCUUCGUCGGUUAGACGCGCGCAUGUUGGAGUACUCGAGAGGCGAGAUAGGAUGGGACGUUUUCACCCUUGAAUACAAGGUGGACCCACCUAUUGAUACCGUCAUCGAUCCCGAUUCAAUGGUUCAAUACCUCAAGCUUUUCAAUCACCUGUGGCGUAUGAAGCGUAUCGAAGGUACGCUCAGUCAAUGCUGGAUGCGAAUGGCUGGCGGGGCUCGCACGAUUCUUCGGAUACCCGAGCUCGAACCUGCUUGGCAUCGAAUCCGUGGACGUAUGGCUGAAAUGGUCCACUUCAUCCGGCAGUUACAAGCUUACUGUCGGUCAGAAGUCAUCGAUAGUUCGUGGAAGAUGUUAAUGGAAUUUCUACGGAAACGGGAGGGUGACCUUGAUGCGAUGAUAGAGGCGCAUCAGAGCUAUUUGGGGAGACUGGUCAGGCAGAUUCUUUUGUUGUCUUCAAAGACAGGAAAGGAGGAAAACGUUCUGACUCAAGUCACGGAUUUAUUCUCGAUAGCAAUUCAGUAUCGGGAAUCAGUGGAUAAUUUCUAUAACUUCUGUCUAUCUGAAUCUGCGCGACGAGAUCGACUGCAUGACGAAGAGCGAGGAAUCUAUUCAGGACCACCCUCUCAAGGAGAUGAGGACGAGCCCCUUGACGAGGCAAUACCCCGUCUAACGCGUCCCAUCAAUGAAUACGGAUCACAAUUCACAGAACGAAUGCAUACGUUGAUACAGCAUCUGGCGAUACAUACCGACCAUGACUGUCGGCGCUUAGGGCUUCGGCUCAACUUUUCGGAAUUCUAUCGCUCGAAGAAGGAUGUAAAGACAUGA